Messenger RNA from Xyrauchen texanus (razorback sucker), 2109 nucleotides. Its product is annotated as 28S ribosomal protein S31, mitochondrial-like. Gene Ontology annotation, cellular component: mitochondrial small ribosomal subunit. The coding region runs from base 74 to 1342 and encodes 422 amino acids. NCBI's taxonomy places the organism in Eukaryota, Metazoa, Chordata, Actinopteri, Cypriniformes, Catostomidae. Gene Ontology annotation, molecular function: structural constituent of ribosome. The transcript is spliced from 7 exons. The record is from RefSeq and is a predicted model, not a curated record.
GCGACGGACUGUUUAUUGCGCUGCACGAGGAAGCUUGCACGGACGACAUUGAGGUCUUCUGAGAGGAGUAAUUAUGUAUAGACGAUUAUUAUUAAAUAUUCAUCAAGUCCGAAAUGGAUUAAUUCAUACAACGUAUCCACGGUUACCUUCCACGAAAUAUAUAGUGAGAGAGAUUUUUGCUCCUUUUUUCUGGGUCACAGGUAAAGCAAGCCAGAGGCCAUUAUCUACCAGUAGCAUCUCUUUUAAUGAAAAUAAAGAGGGUUUCACGUCUCUGUCUGAAGAGAAAGGUAAGAGACUAGAGGAGAAUGAGGCUAAAGCAGAGGUUAACAAUGACGGGGACACAGACAUUUCAAAAGUGGCAUUGACAUCUCAGUCAGAGACUGAAUCAGUGGCUAAACCCGAGGACAGUAAAGUGUCUGAGAAGACAAAAACAGGAAAGGAGAGUCUUCUGGACCUGCUAGGCGCCAUGAAGGUGGAGGUCACAACCAAACGUAAAUUAAGUUCCCCAAAGAUUCCCAGAAAUACAGAGAGGCCAGAGCCGAGGUCCAUGGAAAGUGUGCACCGCAUGUUUCAGCAUGCCACAAAUGAGGGUUCACACCAGCGAGAGUCGUUGAGUCCGGCACUGGUUGCUGCAGCUUCUGCAGCUGCAUCCACAUUGCCCAACAGUCAUCAGGCUGAGUCAGAGCUCCUUCAGCAGUUGAGAAAACACGAAGCCAUACCUGACACCCAGAGGAGAACAGAGGGACAGAACAUAGGAAACAUAAUUGCUGAUAUGAAAGUUGGAAAAAGGCAGAAUGACAGAACUGUUGCCAGGCCUAACAGUCAAAUUCGAUUUGACGAUGAUGGUAGGGGAUAUACUCAAGACAGAGGAAUUACCAGUGAACUUGAUGCAGUCCGCAGAAGGAAGAGUCCUUUCACUGGUAAGAGGCUGAACAUCUUCACUGCAGGUGCUGAGCAAGAUGCAGUAUCCGAUCUAGGCCCUACACUUUGGGACAUUGAUCUAACCAGUCAGAUUGUUCAGUCGACAAAUCAAAUGCCUCGGAAUGGCUUUGAGGAGAUGAUCCAGUGGACCAAAGAGGGCAAGCUUUGGCAAUAUCCAAUCAACAACGAGGCUGGCCUGGAGGAAGAGGCAAGUGUGCCCUUCCAUGAACAUGUCUUUCUGGAGAAGUACCUUGAUGAGUCAUUCUCCAGGCACGGCCCAGUCAGACACUUUAUGGAGCUUGUAAUUACUGGCCUUGCAAAGAAUCAUCAACUCACAGUUCAACAGAAACGGGAACACAUUGCCUGGUUCAGAGACUACUUCCAGCAGAAAGACAAUGUUCUCAAAGAGGCAGAGGCAUAACUUUGGAUUGUAAAAUGCAUGAAAGUGAUGCUUUAUUGAAUUGUCUAGUUAAAAACCAUAAUUGGGAUCAUGAAACAGUGUCAAGAAAAAUAAAUAACUGGCAGUAAUAAUACAUCCAGUUUAUAAGAUUGGAUUGUGAUUGCUUCUUAAUGGGUUUGUGUUGUAGUUUACAACCAAUUGCAAAUUGUCUAAUUAUUGUCAUUUAAAAAUAUAUAUUAAACCCGUUUUCCAACAACUUGCUUGGUUAUGGUGUAUGCACAGUGUUGUAAUAUAUUUGUAUACCACUUUGUUCCAAGGCAGCUUUAGAAAGAAUAGUAACUUACAAACCCACCUUGAUUCAGCCAAGGUGGUUAGUCAAGUUAGAGAAAUGGAUACUUCUAGAAGAGUUGUGAGAAUGUGAUUCUACUGUAAAAUUAAAUAGAAAAAUGUUUACCACAGCAUCACUGGCGAGUGAAGCAUAAGUGUACAGCAUUUAGUUCUGAUCCCUCUUAUACAUGUAAGUAAAUUGAUAAACUUAAUCAUAGAACUGCAGCCUUGUGUGUACAGCCAGUUUGUCGAUAUUUGGCACAACUCUUACUCAAGUGAUAUCUCAAUUCUAAAAUGUAUAUUUGUUGCAAAAGUGCUUUUUCAAAAUGAACAGUUGGGAGGAGUAUAUUCAACAAGCACUUACCAGGAAAAUACACAGCUUUUAAGAUUUGAAAGUCAAGAAUCUUUUGCUCAUCUAAUCAUUAACUUUCAAAGCAAUGGUAUACAGAUUUGCAGUCACA